Molecule: messenger RNA, 6192 nt
Organism: Prorocentrum cordatum
Lineage: Eukaryota; Dinophyceae; Prorocentrales; Prorocentraceae
Source: the annotation of a GenBank genome assembly
UUGGCGAACGACAACCGCAACAAGAGGAUGGGCGAGUACGGGCGCGUCCCGGGGCCCAUCGGGGCUCUGGUCUACAUGGUCAUCGCCUUCAUGAAGGAGGUCCUCUUCACGAUCUUCGGCCAGAAGAACUUCCAGUUCACCAACGACCGCAUUGGCCUGACGCGCUCCGCAAUGUUCAUGUUCAUCUUCAUCAUCAUCCACGCAGUCGGCAACCUGCACGUGUUCCUCGGCCCGGACGACUUCAACGGAUAUGGAUACUUCUACGUCCGCCUCUACUGGACGGGCUUCGGCUUCAACGCCAACAUCGUGGAGGAGUACAUCCUGCUCGCCGCGCUGCUCCACGUAGCGGUGGGCCUGAAGCGCACCUGGGACAUCUCGAUCAACUACACCAUCGCCUCUGGCAAGCUCAACCUCGCGAUCUCGGGCAUCACGCUGCUGACCUUCAUGAGCAUCCACCUCUUCCAGUUCCGCUUCGGCGACACGCAGCCGUUCGAGCUGUGCCCGCCACCGUACCUCAUCAACGUGGCCACCCUGCUGGAGCUGAGGCUGAAUCUCUUCUGGGUCCACGACGCCGACUGCGUCAAGGCGAGCGUCCGCGACAUCUACCGCAUGGAGUUCGAGGUCUUCCAGUCCCUCGGCUGGUGCCUCUUCUACAUCAGCGCCGUGGCCAUCUUCGCCACGCACAUGUGCCUUGGCUGGCAGAAGGCUGUCCCGGCGCCUGCGCUCGAGAUCCCCAAGCGCUUCCACAACAAGGCGAUUCACAUCGGCUACAUCAUGACGGCCUUCAUCGCGUUGGUCUACGUCAGCUUCCCGCUCUACACGCACAUCUUCCCGAUGUCCGACGGGGCGAUCACCCCAGAGGCCCCGCUCCCCGUCCCCGUUUUGAGUGCUACAUCCCCGCCCGACCAGAAGGAGUCGUACGGCAUCGUCGAGCUGAUCAUCAAUGUAUUGGGCUUCGCCGACGACGCCAACUUGGUCACGAAGCAGACGUACGCGAAGGCAGUAGAGAAGCAGGCCAUCGACAUCCUCGCGUCCAUCGGCGAGAUCGCCCACCAGGGUAAGACGGAACGCGUCGCCAUCGGUAAGAAAGCGCAGGUGUGCAGGGCCACUGUGUAUGCAGCAUUAUUGUUCGGCGCCGAGAUCCGCACGUUCUCGCAAACCGAGCUGGACCAAUACAGAUCCUUUCUCAAUCGCGUGCUCCGUGGAGUUAGCUACGACUCGCGUGCCAAGUUCGGUACCCUUCGCGACAUGGAGGGACAGUACACGAUGGUGGAUAUCAGAUUGAGCACCGGUUUGGGCGACGUCGAGACCAUGAUCGUGAAGAAGCAGUUGGGUUACAUAGGAGAAGCGGAGAAGGCGAAGGUGGCCCAGCUCCGCGACGCUCACAGAGCAGCGGAGACAACACGUCAGGAAACGCACGAGAAGCAGGUUUCGGAGGCCAAGGCUGCCAAGAAGGAUGUGCCCAGCAUCCCACCUCACCCUCGCGGCUCACUGCGCUCGCUGUUGUUCGCCCACUUGAUGGGGGAGAUCAACGAGGCCGUUCCUCAGGACGCGGGGGCGCCGAAGGAGAUGGCCAAGUGGCUGGCUGGGUUGGUGGUCACGCAAGUCAAUCUCCUGGUGUUCCGCGUGAAGUCAGAGCGCAGGGGGCCGCGCGACGGGCGGCCGCGGGCGUGGGGGGCGCUGCGCUCCGACCAUCUCAGCGAAGAGGCAGGGAAAUUCCAUCAGGCCCUCGCUAUUGUGAUCGACUGGAGUCGCGCCAACAAAUCUACCGCAUCCAAGUCCACCCAGAUCGCUUCGAUGCACGCGCAGGCGGCUUGUUCCCGUGCCGCCUCGGCGGCUUUCGCCGCCUGGGCCUGCGCCGCCUCGGCGGCCCCUGCGGGUCGGCGCGACUGGGUGCCCUCGGAAUCCGCCCCUACCACAGCGUUGGUUGGCGGGAGGCUGGCUCUUUUGUUGCGGCGCGCUGGCCUGCUGGGGCUCGAAGCCGGGCGAAUUCACUUCUACGACGUUGAACUGUAUACCACGUUGACGCGGUCCACGAACCUGUCCAGCACAGGUCCACAUGCGAGAUCCUGGACUGGGCCUUCGAGCGCAUGCAGCUGGCGCUGCAAGCGCUGCACUGGCCGCGGCGCCAUGAAGUUCUACGUGACUGGCGAGGCGCUCGCUAAGGACAUGGGCGUUCCCAUUUCUGUGCUGGAGCAGACUCACAAGGGGCAUUUCGAGGCUGGUAAGAAGACCGAGAAGGGCCCGGACGGCAGCUCAUUCCCGGCAUACCACAGCGGCAAGUCUUGGGACGAGGCCAGCGGUAAGACGGGUUCGGGCAAGAAGUUCAACCACAACGUGAUCGACGGCCCCGCGGUGAAGAGCGAGCCCUUCUACGCGGCCAUCAUCUUGCCAGUGAUCCACUACUGCAUGGGCGGCCUCGAGAUCGACGCGGACUCCGCCUGCGUCGGCGCCAACGGCAAGGCCAUCCCGGGGCUGGAGGCGGCCGGCGAUGGCAACAAUCGCUUAGGGGGCAAUUCGUUGCUGGACAGCGUGGUGUUCGGCCGCGCGGAGGGCCUCGCCGCGACCAAGUGCACGUUGGGCGCGGACUGCAAGCCCGCGAGCCUCAAGGACCUCUCUGGCGGAGGCCACACCGGCGAGGUGACGGCGCCCAAGAACGCGGGCGGCUCGCACGAGGAUGGCAUGAACAAGGGCGCGGGCGGCGUCAAGGGCUACUCCAUGGAGGAGGUGGCCAAGCACGCCAGCAAGACUGACUGCUGGAUGGUCGCGGCUGGCGAGGUGCUCGACGCGACCUCGUUCCUGAGCCAGCGCCCCGGAGGCGAGCUGGCCAUCCUCGCGUUCGCCAGGGAGGGCGCCACCGAGGAGUUCAACAUGAUCCAUCCUCCGGACGUGAUCCCGAAGUGCGCCCCCGCCGCCGCCACCGGCGCGCUCGGCGCAGGGGGCGGCGCGGCCCCGGCGGCGGCGGCCGGCGCCUCGGCAGCGACGGCGGCCGCGGCGGGAGGGCACGGCGCGCGCGAUUGGAAGCUGGCGAACGACAACCGCAACAAGAGGAUGGGCGAGUGCGGGCGCGUCCUGGGGCCCAUCGGGGCUCUGGUCUACAUGGUCAUCGCCUUCAUGAAGGAGGUCCUCUUCACGAUCUUCGGCCGGAAGAACUUCCAGUUCACCAACGACCACAUUGGCCCGACGCGCUCCGCAAUGUUCACGUUCAUCUUCAUCAUCACCCACGCAGUCGGCAACCUGCGCGCGUUCCUCGGCCCGGACGACUUCAACGGAUAUGGAUACUUCUACGUCCGCCUCUUCUGGGCGGGUUUCGGCUUCAACGCCAACAUCGUCGAGAAGUACAUCCUGCUCGCCGCGCUGCUCCACGUAGCGGUGGGCCUGAGGCGCGCCUGGGACAUCUCGAUCAACUACACCAUCGCCUCUGGCAAGCUCAACCUCGCGAUCUCGGGCAUCACGCUGCUGACCUUCAUGAGCAUCCACUUUUUCCAGCUCCGCUUCGGCGACGCGCAGCCGUGCGAGCUGUGCCCGCCACCGUGCCUAAUCAACGUGGCCACCCUGCUGGAGCCGAGGCUGAAUCUCUUCUGGGUCCACGACGCCGACUGCGUCAAGGCGAGCGUCCGCGACAUCUACCGCAUGGAGUUCGAGGUCUUCCAGUCCCUCGGCUGGUGCCUCUUCUACAUCAGCGCCGUGGCCAUCUUCGCCGCGCACAUGCGCCUUGGCCGGCAGAAGACUGCCCCGGCGCCUGCGCUUGAGAUCCCCAAGCGUUUCCACAACAAGGCGAUUCACAUCGGCUACAUCAUGGCGGCCUUCAUCGCGCUGGUCUACGUCAGCCCCCCGCCCUACACGCACAUCUUCCCGAUGUCAGACGGGGCGAUCACCUCGGAGAGAUUGGAAGCGGCCAGGGCGAUAUGGAGGUCCAUCUACACGGAGCUCCCCAGGCUGGGCAUUCCCAAGCAGCUACGGGCGCGGGUGGUACAAGCUACGGUCCUGGCGGCGCUGUUGUUUGGCUCGGAGAUUCGGACCAUCUCCCAGGGCGAAAUCAACGAGUACCGCUCGUGGCCCAGGACCGCGCCCCCUGGACGAAAGGUAGCAAGUUUGUUCUGGAUCGCUAUCGUUCUCAACUUAACCAAAAUAUUCGGCAUCAUCGGCACCAUGGAGAUCCCGACGAGGCUGAGCGUCUGGCAGUACUUUCCCUUCAAGCUCUCGAUCGCGAAGGCCGCGCGCGUUGUGCACGGGAACUUCCAGAACCUCCCGCGGGCGCUGGAGAACGCGUUGGCGGCCCACGAGCGCAAAGCCCAUUUGCUCGUGGAUCGCUCCUCGCUCGCGAUUUUGGUCAAGAGCAAGGAAUUGAAGGCCGAGGCCGAGAGGCUGCGCGAUGCCCACCGCGCGGCGGAGGCGACCCGCCAGGAGAAGCACACCCAGGCGCUGUCCGAGGCGAAGGCCGCCAACAAGGCGGCCCCGACCAUCGAGGAGGCCGUCACCUGGCCGGCGCCCCUCAAGACGGCCCAGGUCAACGCCGUCGUUUUCAGGUCCGACUCGCACUCGGCGGAUAUGCAGCGGCUGGAGGUCGCCCUGAGCAGCGUGAUGGCGCUCGCCAAGGACACGGGCGUUCCUGUUUCCGUGCUGGAGCAGACUCACAAGGGGCAUGUCGAGGCCGCUAAGAAGACCGAGAAGGGCCCGGACGGCGGCUCAUUCCCAGCCUACCCCAGCGGCAAGUCUUGGGGCGAGGCCAGCGGUAAGACGGGUUCGGGCAAGAAGUUCUACCCUCUCGCGGACAUCUACCUCAUUCCCUUCGCUCUUUUGCACGCCGCGGGAUACGCCCAGGGGGUCGGCGCGAGCGUGAGUUCCUUCUUCUUACAAGUGGACGCGCUGCGCUUUUACUUGGGCCUCGCGCCCGGCACGCAUGUGAACAGGGGGGCGGACGCUGGCAUCACAAAGGACAUCCCGGGCCACCCCAACCCGAUCAAAAUCAGGAAGGCGAAGGGCAAGGAGGAGCAUGCUGUGAUAGGGCAAAGAAGGCCGACGGCGCUCACAGGUCACAAGCCCGCGUUGCCAAAUGCCCGCUCCGGGGUGCUAGAUUACAAGCCCGCGGUGCCGAAUUACUUGUCCGCGCUGCUAUAUUGCAAGCCCGCGCUGUCGAAGGUCAGGGUCGCGCCGCCGAAUGCCGAGCCCACGCUGCUGCACGAGGUCUGCGCAAGCAUGCCCUGCGACACGUGGCUUGCUCGAACAAGAUACGUGAACGACGUCGCCGGAGUCAGGGCGAAGUUCCCGCGCGCGCAUCGCCGAGGUCGCAAGCCCGCGCUGCCAAAUGCCCAGUCCGGGUUGCUAGAUUACAAGCCCGCGGUGCCGAAUUACUUGUCCGCGUCGCUAAAUUGCAAGACCGCGCUGCCGAAGGUCAGCGUCGCGCUGCCCGACAUCAUAUCCACGCCGCUGCGCGUUCCGCGGGGGCCUCGGCGGAAGGGCGGCGCGCCCCGCCCGCGGGGCCACAAGAAGACUUUCAUGCUCCACGCGUUCUUUACCAGGAUGCGCGAGACGGCGCCCGGUCUGGAGCCUGACAAGACCGCCGGCCUCACGCCGCAGGCAAAGGAGGCCGGGGACAUGCACCUGGCUAUGUUCACGCAGCUCGGGCCCAAAGACCUCGACCGGUUGUUCUCUGGGAUCGCGUCGCGCUACCCGAAGCCGAUGGGCGACAGGACGUGGUUGUGGGCGCCCACCGUCAAUCUCGUGAUGAUCCCCGAGGACCUCCGGCUCAGCUUGGGUCAUGUCAUGGAGAUGGCAGAGUGCGACGGCGUAGAUGUCAAGGUGGAGUUGAAGCAAUCCAACCAGGGGAAGCCCGAGGAGCAGCUCUGGACGACGCUCAGGGUCAGGUUGCUCGGCCACCCGCACUUUGUCAACGUGCUGUUUUCGGUCGUCUUCCUCGGCGGCUACUUGCUUAUCCUUGACCUGCCCGAGGGCUUCUCCGAGCUGGGCGACAGCUCCUCCGGCGCGACUGACACGCGCGAGGAUUUUGCUCGCGACCGAGGAGGACGAAAGUUCUACCAGGGCGUAUUCGACGGCCCCGCGGUGAAGGGCGAGCCCUUCUACGUGGCCAUCAUCACGCCAGUGAUCCACUGCUGCAAGGGCGGCCUCGAGAUCGACGCGGACUCCGCCUGCGUCGGCGCCAACGGCAAGGCCAUCCCGGGGCCCCGCGCG